AUGAAUACUUCUUAUCACAAAAUUAUAAAUACAGCCGCAUUUGCAACUCAAUAUCCAUCAAGAAAAGGAAUUUUGAAUUUCACAACAGCAUUCAAUACUUCAUCUACAGAUCAGUCCGGAGUUACAUACAUUGGGUACUAUAUUAAUACAAAAUGUAAUUUUAUAAAAAAUGAAUGUACUGAGAGUGCUCAAUUUGUAAUUUAUCCAUAUGGUGUAUGUACAUUUUUAAACAGUUCAUUUAUUGAAAAUGUUGGAAAAUAUUUGUUUGCGAUCUUACCUACUAUUGAAAAUUGCUACUUUGGUGAAAAUGAUGUUGAAGAACCUGUGAGUAAUGAUCAAACACUCAAUACCGAUCAUAAUGAACCAUUAGACUCAUAUAUUUCUCAUUAUUCAACUUUUUAUUGCCCAGGUGAUACUAUACCAGCAUCAAAUAAAAAAUAUAAAAGAGCUAUCGCUCAUAUUUGUUAUGCAAAAGUAUCAGAACUAUUAGUUUGUUCAGCAUUUUCAUUAUUGGCUGUCAAUCUAAAUUUCUUUUAA
This is a messenger RNA of Trichomonas vaginalis G3, 537 nucleotides long. RefSeq lists its product as uncharacterized. The record is from RefSeq and is a predicted model, not a curated record. The transcript has a single exon. NCBI's taxonomy places the organism in Eukaryota, Parabasalia, Trichomonadida, Trichomonadidae. The coding region runs from base 1 to 537 and encodes 178 amino acids.